UCCACUGUGCUGUGCUAUCAAAACAAACGGCAGCAAAUGUAAAUACACGUCACAGCGAGCUGGUCUACGAAAAAGGCAUCGGAAAAGCCGGUCCCCGCUCGCAAGCUGCUGGCAAAUUCCAUUUCGCACCCAUACUUACACGCCAUUCCGCAGAAGCAUUUUUAUUGCCGCAGAAGCGCAAAUAACACACAAACACAGUCGGGUGAUUUUAUCGUACUAAAUUAGUCCACUAAGCAUGGAGGGCGAAGCGGCAGUGACGAAUCCGGUCGAUAGGAAAGUGGCACUGAUAACAGGCAUUACGGGUCAAGAUGGUUCAUAUUUGGCGGAAUUUCUGCUGGACAAGGGCUACGAGGUGCACGGCAUAAUAAGGCGCGCGAGCACGUUCAACACGUCGCGCAUCGAGCAUCUGUAUGCGGAUCCGCGCACGCACCGGGAGGGCAAGAUGAAGCUGCACUACGGCGACAUGACCGACAGCAGCGCGCUGGUGAAAAUCAUUGCCCAGGUACGCCCGUCCGAAAUAUACAAUCUGGCCGCCCAGAGCCACGUGAAGAUUUCGUUCGAUCUUAGCGAGUACACGGCCGAGGUGGAUGCGGUCGGUACGCUGCGGCUGCUCGAUGCCAUCCGUACGGUGGGGCAGGAGCGGACGGUCCGCUUCUACCAGGCAUCGACGUCCGAGCUGUACGGCAAGGUGGCGGAGACGCCCCAGAACGAAAAGACCCCGUUCUAUCCCCGCUCGCCGUACGCGUGUGCCAAGAUGUACGGGUACUGGAUUGUGAUCAACUAUCGCGAAGCGUACGACAUGUUCGCCUGCAACGGCAUCCUGUUCAAUCACGAGUCGCCGCGCCGGGGGGAGAAUUUCGUGACGCGCAAAAUCACCCGCUCGGUGGCCAAGAUUUCGCUCGGCCAGCAGGAGUACCUGGAGCUGGGCAAUCUCGACUCGAAGCGCGACUGGGGCCACGCGAAGGAUUACGUAGAGGCGAUGUGGCUGAUGAUGCAGCAGGAGCGGCCGGAAGAUUUCGUGAUCGCAACGGGCGAAACGCACUCGGUGCGGGAGUUUGUGGAGCAGGCGUUCCAGUACAUUGGGCGCGAGAUCGAGUGGCGAGGGACGGGAGUGGAUGAGGUGGGGGUCGAGAAGGGCACCGAUACGGUGCGGGUGCGCAUCAAUCCCAAGUUUUUCCGCCCGACCGAGGUCGACCUGUUGCUGGGCGACGCGUCCAAGGCGAAGGCACAGCUGGGCUGGUCGCCGAAGGUAACAUUCCUGGAGCUGAUCGCCGACAUGAUGGCGGCGGACAUACAGCUGAUGAAGAACAACCCAUCGGCCUAAGCAGUUUGGGGGAGGCGCGAGACAUCGAUUGAGCGUUUCUUCUUUUCUAACGUGUUAACUUUAUCGAAGGUCAGUAUUUGGUCCGUGACACACGGGAUGGAAAGCCACCGCAGGGUUUCAUACCCCGUUGGGGAAGAUUUUAUUUUAACCACAGUGGGGUUUGCAUGUAUUUCAAAGAGUGGAUAUAGCGGCCAUUGGCGCAUUUUAUUUUAUCACUGCUAUCCACUAAAAGCGCAUUAUCGGGGGACAAAACUAGCCAAAAAUGAACAAAUUAAUCCACUAGGCGUAAUCGGGAAUUCGGACAACAACACAAUUGCGCAUAUUCCAUGGCAAUAUUUUAAAUUGUAUCAGUUUCUCUAUCCAAUAGCUCUCGCUAGUAAUAAAUUAUCGAAAGUGAACAAAACUAUA
Anopheles merus is the source of this 1732-nucleotide messenger RNA. RefSeq names its product GDP-mannose 4,6 dehydratase (gene Gmd). Gene Ontology annotation, molecular function: GDP-mannose 4,6-dehydratase activity. The record is from RefSeq and is a predicted model, not a curated record. The transcript is spliced from 2 exons. Gene Ontology annotation, biological process: GDP-mannose metabolic process. Bases 236 to 1324 code for a protein of 362 amino acids. Lineage: Eukaryota; Metazoa; Arthropoda; Insecta; Diptera; Culicidae.